Molecule: messenger RNA, 684 nt
Organism: Endocarpon pusillum Z07020
Lineage: Eukaryota; Fungi; Ascomycota; Eurotiomycetes; Verrucariales; Verrucariaceae
Exons: 3
Coding region: 1-684 (227 amino acids)
Biological process (GO): vesicle fusion; endoplasmic reticulum to Golgi vesicle-mediated transport
Cellular component (GO): cis-Golgi network; SNARE complex; Golgi medial cisterna
Molecular function (GO): SNAP receptor activity
Source: RefSeq, a predicted model, not a curated record
AUGUCCGCCUCGACAGGCACAGGAUGGGCACAAUUACGACAGCAGGCGAGAAGCCUGGAGAACCAGACAGAAACACUCUUCCACAAAUAUUCUCAAUAUGCCUCCAUGUCGAAUCUACCCCAGAAGCCAUCCGAGGAAGAACAACGGACAGAAACACAAAUACAAGAGCUAUUAGACAAGCGCGAUGCCCUCAUCGCCCAACUAGCCCGUCUCCUCGACUCCGAAUCCGCCCUCACAGCCUCCGCGCUCAAACAGAACAACCUCUCUCGCCACCGCGAAGUCCUCCUCGACCACAAGCGCGAGCUCAAGCGCCUCAAAUCGUCCAUCUCCGAGUCCCGUGACCGCCAACACCUCCUCUCCCACGUGCGCUCCGACAUCGACGCAUACCGCACCUCGAACCCUGCGGAGGUAGAGGCAGAGUACAUGCUGCAGGAGCGGGGAAGGAUCGAUAACAGUCACAAUAUGAUGGACAAUGUGCUCAGCCAGGCGUAUGCGGUGAAUGAGAGUUUCGGCGUGCAGAGGGAGACGUUGGCAAGUAUUAACCGGAGGAUUGUUGGGGCGGCGAGUCAGGUACCGGGGAUUAAUGGGUUGAUUAAUAGGAUCGGGGCGAAGAGGAGGAGGGAUGGGAUUAUAUUGGCGAGUUUUAUUGCAUUCUGUAUGCUUGUGCUCUUCUUUUUUCGAUGA